GCGUGGCGCAGAGCUCGCGGCCUGGCACGGACGGCGGACGCGGCGCAGCUUGCAGCCCUGUGGAGCGGCCCCGGGCCCAUCCCAGCCCGGCACCAUGAACGUCUUCGACCGCAGCAUCAACUUCGAUGCCCUCUUCAAGUUCUCCCACAUCUCGGCCUCCACCCAGGAGCACCUGAAGAGGGUCUAUGGCAGCUUCGCCCUCUGCAUGUUCGUGGCGGCCGCGGGCGCCUACGCCAACGUGAUGACCCAGCUUUUCCAGUUCGGGCUCCUGACUGGCCUGGGCUCGCUGGGGCUGAUGGUUUGGCUCACGGCCACCCCACACAGCCGUGAGACCGAGCAGAAGAGGCUGGGGAUGCUGGUUGGCUUCGCCUUCCUCACGGGCAUCAAUCUGGGACCUCUCCUGCAAAUGUGCAUCUCGGUCAACCCCAGCAUCAUCCCCACCGCCUUCCUGGGCACUGCCACCAUCUUCGCCUGCUUCUCGCUGAGCGCCCUGUACGCCCGGCGCCGCAGCUACCUCUACCUGGGAGGUUUCCUGCUCUCUGGCCUCACCCUGAUGCUUCUCUCCUCGCUGAUUAACGCCUUGGUGAGAUCCACCUGGCUCUUCACGGCCAACCUGUACGUGGCGCUGAUGAUCAUGUGCGGCUUCGUGCUCUUCGACACGCAGCUCAUCAUCGAGAAGGCCGAGAGCGGGGACAAGGAUUACAUCUGGCACUGCGUCGAUCUCUUCCUCGACUUCGUCAACAUCUUCCGGGAGCUCCUGAUGAUCCUGGGCAUGUCCGAGAACAAGAAGAAGGAGAAGAAGUGAAGCGGCUCUGGGCCGAGGCGGAGCCACCCCUGUGUCCCCAUGUCCCCUCCUGUCCCUCUCUGUCAUCCAAGGGGCUGCGCUUUGCUGCCGAGGAAGCAGCCAGAAGCUUUCGCACCUCGUGGGUUUUUCUCUCGUUCAGCUUUUUUUUUUGUUUGGUUGGUUGGUUUUUUGGGGGGUUUGUUUGUUUGGUUUUUUUUUUGAUUAAAAACCAGCCAAUUCGUGGAUCCUUGCUGGAGUUUGGCUCCCCUUGGUUUUCCCCGGCCUGUGGCCCUUGGAGCGGUCACCCACGUGUCCUCUUUCCUGGGAGGUUUGUCCCCAGCCCCACCCGGGGUGUUACCCUUCCCCGGGAGGCUUUGAGGCCCCAAAAUCAACUCCCAGAGGCGGGGGUUUAUUAGUGGGACCCCUCCUCAGCCAAACUCAUUGGUGGAGCCUCCCCUUGAGCACCAGUGCCAAGAAAUGAACGUGUGCUGGGAGGGGGCCGUGGGGACAUGGCAUUCCCAGCGCUCCCACCCCGCCAUCUCCGCUCUUUCUACACCGGGAUGAAUUCAAUAAAUCGCUCAGACUCCGAA
Hirundo rustica (Barn swallow) is the source of this 1374-nucleotide messenger RNA. RefSeq names its product transmembrane BAX inhibitor motif containing 6 (gene TMBIM6). Gene Ontology annotation, biological process: negative regulation of RNA splicing; negative regulation of apoptotic signaling pathway; cellular response to unfolded protein. Gene Ontology annotation, cellular component: mitochondrial membrane. The record is from RefSeq and is a predicted model, not a curated record. Lineage: Eukaryota; Metazoa; Chordata; Aves; Passeriformes; Hirundinidae. The transcript has 10 exons. Bases 95 to 805 code for a protein of 236 amino acids. Gene Ontology annotation, molecular function: enzyme binding.